Molecule: messenger RNA, 2547 nt
Organism: Penaeus chinensis
Lineage: Eukaryota; Metazoa; Arthropoda; Malacostraca; Decapoda; Penaeidae
Product: galactosylgalactosylxylosylprotein 3-beta-glucuronosyltransferase S-like
Exons: 9
Coding region: 790-1848 (352 amino acids)
Biological process (GO): carbohydrate metabolic process; chondroitin sulfate proteoglycan biosynthetic process
Cellular component (GO): Golgi membrane
Molecular function (GO): oxidoreductase activity; zinc ion binding; galactosylgalactosylxylosylprotein 3-beta-glucuronosyltransferase activity
Source: RefSeq, a predicted model, not a curated record
UCGCCACAACAAAUGUGAGAAGAAAAUAGGAUCAGGAGGAAGGAGAAAAGGAAAAGACGUGGAAAUAGAGAGAGGGAAAGGAUUAGCGAAGAGAGAAGGGAACAAGGACACGCAGCAUAGGAAGAAGGAGGAGCUCAAAGACAGUCAUAUGGUGUUAUUUCGUCUCCUUCCGUUUGUCCUCUGUACCUCAGGCACUGGUUGUGGUUUCGGGCUUGGCGCUGAGGAGGGGUGCUCAGGAGCGAGGUCAACACACCCAUGGCUGCGCUGACCAUUGAAUGAGUGACUUCAACAGGGAAUGCAAUAUUAUAGUCUUUGCCACCUUUUGCUUGGCUGCUUUCAUUGCUCUUCCCCACUCUUGCAGGCAACAGGAAUUGUAAAUUUGCAUUAAGAUCACAACUUCUUUAAAGAAGUAGAAGUUCUUCAAACUAUACACUUGAGUUGUAUCACUCGCUGGGUGAUAAUAUAUUGAUGUGUCCCAGGAAGCUCUCACAUUAAAGUGUUGAUAGGAAUUCUACUCUCAUGUUGAAUUUCUACUUUGCUUAACAUUAAAGAAUUUGAUAUUUCCUUCAUACUUAGACAGUAUCAAAUAGAUUUUACUAUUUUUAUACUCUUUUUUUUUUAUGGAAUAAAUGUUCAAAUAUAUUUUCAGAUUUUGUUACUAUAACUGAUAUAAUACCACUCAAGGUUUUGCAUCAGUAAUCAAGAAAAAUAUAAAUUUUCUUUCUUUAAUGGCAAUGAUAUGUGAUUAACCCCUAAAGACUACAAUGUUGUGGCUUCAUUGUGCUGCCCAUGUUCAAAAGCUUUUUGGGCUCCAUAUAUUAUCCAGAAGCUCCAAGUGGUGUAUCAAAACCAAAAAUGGAUUCAGAUAAAGAGCUUGGUUUGUGGGUGGCUGCCUCAUUCAUGGGGAUGAAUCGAAGGCAGCGUAUUGUCAUGGCCAUAAUUGUGAGCGGUUCCCUUGUCUACAUCAUCCUCACGCAGGCCUUGCUGGUGUUUGGUAGUGCCCCAGGGGAACCCACACAGCCAGAGGUCAGAAAGCUGUGUGCAGUUGACCUGAAGAGAGAAGACAGUACCAAGGGAAGUAACAUCAGUGCUCCUAUCAUCUAUGUGGUCACUCCAACAUACCGUCGUCCAGAGAUGGUGGCUGAACUGACGAGACUUGGUCAGACACUGACUUUGGUGAAGCGCAUCCACUGGAUUGUGGCUGAGGACAGUCUCACAUGCACUGCCCCCAUCACAGAGCUGCUUCAGAGGCUUGGUCUCUCCUAUACACACCUGGCAAGUCCCAUGCCAGAAGUAUACCGGAAGGAGAGGUAUGUCCCGAGGGGCGUCUCUAACCGCAGGGCUGCGCUGGAGUGGGUGCAAGAACAUGGCUCUGACAGAGCAGUCCUGUUCUUCUUAGAUGAUGACAACGCAAUAGAUGUCCGGCUCUUUGAGGAGAUGAGGCCAACAGAAACAGUUUCCAUGUGGCCAGUGGGGCUUAUAGGAGAUUACACAGUGAGCUCACCCAUUGUUAAGGAUGGUAAGGUAGUUGCCUUCUAUGAUGGCUGGCCAGCAGGAAGAAAGUUCCAAGUAGACAUGGCAGGAUUUGCUGUAAAUGUUGGCUUCUUGAAGAAACAGAAAAAAGUGACAAUGCCAUACAUAGCUGGGCACGAAGAAGAUGGCUUCUUGAAGUCGUUAGGUUUAAGCAUCAAAGAUAUUGAAGUGAAGGCUGAUGGCUGCACAAAAAUAUAUGUCUGGCACACACGCACCGCCAAAAACCCAUCAAGAGCACUGAAGUUGGAGAAGCAUCAGAACGACAACAUUAAAGUACUUACAGACAAUAUGCGAGAAAUGGGGAUGAUAAAAUAAUUCACUGAGAUUUUUAUCUACUUAUUUAUUUUUUACCUGUUAACUCAAAAGUGGUCUCAAUUUGUUGAUUAAGUCACAGUUAAAUAUGUAUAAGUUUUACCAAGAAUAAUUUUGGAAUGUGAUAUUACUAAUGUUUCUUUUUUUGGUUGCAACUUUUGAAUUAAUUCCUUGGAAUGAAAAAGUCCUCUAGUCCCUGCGACCAAACAUAAUUAUUGAGAAGGAAUCUGUUAUUGAUUAAAAGCAUGGUUCAUAUGUUAUCCUUAUAUACUACUUUGAGGUAAUUGACUUAUACCUUUAUUUAUACUGUAUUAUGAAAAGGAAAAUAUCCUGAUGACAAAAUAUUUCAUAUAUUCAGAGAUUCAGUAAGGAAAGGAAUUUUAUACUAGAUCAUUAGUAUAGUUUUUUUGCAUUUGUGAAAUGCAAGUUUGAAAUAUAAGGCAUACAAGAUAUUUUCAUAUGAUAUAAGUUACACAUAUACAUAUGUUAACAUAUGUACUUAGACACUCAAAUGGGGCUACAUGUCGCAUGCCUUCUGGCACCAUGUAAAGCUUGCAAGUGUUGAGGGUGAUCUUUUCAUUGUCAAUAUACACCUUCCUGUUGAAGCUGCAGAGUGUAUGUGCCUGUAAAAGUUGUGAUAGAGUGUGUGCGUGUGUGUGUGUGUGCAUGUGCGUGUGCGUGCGUGCAUGCGUGUGCAUGUGC